AAAUUCAUUAAACAUGUUAAAAAUUAAGAUGAACAUGUUACAUAAUAAGAUGAAUAUGUUAUAUAAUAAGAUGAAUAUGUUAGAUAACAAGAUGAACAUGUUACAUACUGAGAUAAACAUGUUGCAUUAUGUGAUGAAUAUGUUGCGUAAUACAUUGAAAAUGUUACAUAAUAAGAUGAAUAUGUUGGAUAAUAGGAUGAAUAUGUUAGAUAAUACUCAGAUGAACAUGUUUCUUUAUGAUAUGAAUAUGUUACAAAAUAAGAUGAAUAUGUUAGAUAAUACUCAGAUGAAGAUGAAUAUGUUGGAUAAUACUCAGAUAAUUUUUUUUUACCAUUAUGAGAUAAAUAUGUUGCAAAAUCCAUUAAACAUGUUAAAAAUUAAGAUGAUCAUGUUACAUAAUAAGAUGAAUAUGUUAUAUAAUAAGAUGAACAUGUUGCAUUAUGUGAUGAAUAUGUUGCGUAAUACAUUGAAAAUGUUACAUAAUAAGAUGAAUAUGUUGGAUAAUAGGAUGAAUAUGUUAGAUAAUACUCAGAUGAACAUGUUUCAUUAUGAGAUGAAUAUGUUACAAAAUAAGAUGUAUAUGUUAGAUAAUACUCAGAUGAAGAUGAAUAUGUUGGAUAAUACUCAGAUAAAAAAAUUUUACCAUUAUGAGAUGAAUAUGUUGCGAAAUCCAUUAAACAUGUUAAAAAUUAAGAUGAACAUGUUACAUAAUAAGAUGAAUAUGUUAUAUAAUAAGAUGAAUAUGUUAGAUAACAAGAUGAACAUUUUACAUACUCAGAUGAACAUGUUGAAUUAUGUGAUGAAUAUGUUGCGUAAUACGUUGAAAAUGUUGCAUAAUAAGAUGAAUAUGUUGGAUAAUAUGAUGAAUAUGUUAGAUAAUACUCAGAUGAACAUGUUUCAUUAUGAGAUGAAUAUGUUACAAAAUAAGAUGAAUAUGUUAGAUAACAAGAUGAACAUGUUGCAUUAUGUGAUGAAUAUGUUGCGUAAUACAUUGAAAAUGUUACAUAAUAAGAUGAAUAUGUUGAAUAAUAGGAUGAAUAUGUUAGAUAAUACUCAGAUGAACAUGUUUCAUUAUGAGAUGAAUAUGUUACAUAAUAAUAUGAAUAUCUGCCGUCCGCACGGUCAGUCCAAUCAGCCAGCGCCGCAGCCACCAGGCAGCGCCCGUGUGCGCAGCAUAGGCAGGCCGCUGGUCGAGCCAGCACCCGACUGCCCGGUUCAGCAGACCGACAGUCCGGUCCAGACCGACUGGACCGGUUUAGUCAGUAUUCUUCAGUUUCAGUCCCGGUUCAUGAUUUCAGUGUCAUUUUCAGUUAAAAUUCCGGGUUCAGUUCA
Messenger RNA from Striga hermonthica, 1332 nucleotides. Lineage: Eukaryota; Viridiplantae; Streptophyta; Magnoliopsida; Lamiales; Orobanchaceae. The record is from the annotation of a GenBank genome assembly.